AUGAGUAAAAUAUCCGAGGAUUGUACCUCUUUUACAUGGCAACCUACUAGUAACCAAUGGACAUCCUUGUGUGAUUGUUUUCGUUUAGAUCGUGGCUAUUGGUAUAGCGGAUCGGAAAUGCAUGAACAAUUUUGGCCACUGAAGGAUGCCGAAAUACCUAGUCAGCCCUAUAUUAGCAGUUAUAAAUUAAUAUCGUAUGGUUCGGUCCUAGAGAAAAUGUGGUUCAACUCUAAUGGCUUGAUUGUUAUAGCCAAUCAGACCAAACAAUUAUCUGUUCAGGUCACUAAAAACAACCUUUGCUUGCAAUCAUAUGCAACUAAUCAUGCAUUACAGUACCAAGUUUGUAGUCAUCAUGAUUUAAAAAAUGUUUAUCAAAUAUAUGCAAAAAGAUUAUUCGAGUUACCGACAACGGCUAAAGAUGAUGAUCUAUUUCGUACUAUUAUAUGGACAAUGUCCAACCAACAUAUGAGUAUCAAUCAAUCCAUGGUUGAAUAUUAUGCUGAUCAAAUUGUUCGCUAUCAAUUUAAUCAGAGUAUAAUAGAGUUAGGAGAUGACUAUUCCACUGCCCAUGGUGACUUUGAUUUCGAUCAAAAUCGAUUUCCAAAUGUGAGUAAAACAAUUUUUCAAUUACAUCAGUGGGGUUUAAAAAUAUCACUAUCUGUCAGUGUAAUUGCAAGUAUCAACUCUCAAACCUUUCAACAAGGUAUCGAAAAUAAUUAUUGGGUUAGAAGGAAAGAUAAAUACAGUCAAGAUGUGCUAGCAAUCAUAAAAUGGUCGAGAGGAAAUGGAGUAUUAUUAGAUGUUACCAAUCCUCAAGCUAGACGUUGGUUUACAUCUCGAUUAAUAAAAUUUCAGCAUGAUUAUCAUAUCGAUUAUUUUAAUUUUUUACAUGGAGAGGCUGACUAUUUACCAGCUGAUAUGGUUACCUUCGGGACACUCGAUGACCCAAAUCAUUAUACUCGUCUAUUUAAUAAGAUGGUAUCAGAUAUUGCUUCAGUAUCGUUUGUUGAAGCUGCAUAUCAAGCACAACAGCUCAAUCCAAUCAUUCAGAUGCAAAGAAAAGACUCAAGUUGGAGUAAUGUCACUGGCUUACCGUCAAUUAUACCAAGUGCAAUAACUUUAGGAUUGAUUGGUUAUCCAUUAUUUACUCCUGCAACAAUCAACAAUUUCGAUUUCACAACUUUAUCAACAAAGUUAGACCGAGAUUUGUAUAUUCGUUGGAUACAAUUAUCAAGUUACUUACCCAUACUAAAAUUAUCGACUGGCCCGUGGAAUUUUGAUGUACAAGCAAUCGCAUUUUUGCAAAAGUUAAUACAAUUUCGUAGGCAGUUUCUUGUACCAAAAUUUAUUCAGAUUAAUCAACAACUCACUUCAACUGGAUUACCAAUAGUACGUCCAAUUUGGUGGUUAGCGCCAAAGGAUACUACCGCUCAAAAUAUCUUUGAUGAAUUUCUUAUUGGAGAUGAUAUUCUGGUUGCACCUAUUGUCCAAAAGAAAACUAACAGCAGAAAAAUUUAUUUACCUCGUGGUUAUUGGUUUGACGCAAUAUCGAAAACGAAUUUCAGUGUAGCUGUUGGUAGAUGGCUUACUAAUUACGUAACGCAGUACACGCAAGUUGCUUACUUUAUCUAUUCGCCUUGGAAAUGA
Molecule: messenger RNA, 1647 nt
Organism: Trichoplax adhaerens
Lineage: Eukaryota; Metazoa; Placozoa; Uniplacotomia; Trichoplacea; Trichoplacidae
Exons: 1
Coding region: 1-1647 (548 amino acids)
Biological process (GO): carbohydrate metabolic process
Molecular function (GO): hydrolase activity, hydrolyzing O-glycosyl compounds
Source: RefSeq, a predicted model, not a curated record